AUGUCUGUCCGGCCAAUGACAAAACGGCCUGGCGACGGCUCUGAUCCGCUCUCGCUUGGGGACGACUCUGGUUAUUCUCUGUCUAACCACCCCAGUGCCGAUUCUAAAUUGAAGCUGCCUCGAAUUGAACGCGGCCAAGAUGAUUUUUCCACAGUGGUGAAAAAUAGAUUACAAUCUUAUACUCGCACAGGCCAGGCGUGUGAUCGCUGCAAGGUCCGCAAGAUUAGAUGCGAUGCACUGCCAGAAGGAUGCUCACAUUGCAUUAAUCUGAGUCUAGAGUGCUACGUAACGGAUCGUGUUACGGGCAGAACUGAGCGCCGUGGCUACAUGCAGGAGCUAGAACGAGAAAAGAAUGGCAUGGUCUCGCAUAUUCGCGAUUUAGAGCGCCUCCUUCGCGAGAAUGGAAUCGAAGUCAAGCCCUUCAAGGAAGUUUCGACAGAAGAUUCAUACGACCCUUUACCCAGCGGCGGCUCUUCACGGUCCUCCCUCAGCGACUUUGUGCAAGUCGGCUCAUUAUGGGUAAAGAAUUAUCCGGAAAAGGCAAAUUAUACACCUAGCUUUCCGAGAAGCCAGCUCGAGGUGGAUGACACACGGCCGCAGCCCAAUGCUCCGCUGAGCACGGUACGCGGUACAAAGCUGUCCAUCUUAGGCACUACGAUUGACACUACUUCGUUUGAGGCACCGGACGUCGAUGAGCCCCCGGAUGGCACACCCAUUGAUACACCCAUCUACAACAAGUCUGUGCAAGCGUUCUUACAAUCCUCUAUGCGGGUGCAGCCUCCUAUGCAGGUGCCAAUGCCGAGUCGUGAGGAUGCCUUCAAUUAUGCUACAUGGUAUUUUUCCACGGUCGCUGCUUUCCUUCCUCUCCUACAUCAGCCGUCUUUCAUGUCACUUCUCACUCGAAUUUAUGACGACCCUCAAUUUAAGCCCACAGCUCCCGAAAUUGUUAUGGUACACAUGGUAUUUGCGAGCAUUCUCUUCAACAUUGGUCUACGAAAUGAGCAUCGCAAGCAGCUCAACGACCUGUCCAACCGCCACUAUCACUACGCUCUCAGUCUCAUGUAUGAGUUGCAAAUAUCGAAAGAGCUUGCCGCUGUGCAGGCACUCGCGCUCAUAGCGUCCCAUACUCGGUCGUUCCCAAAGCCUGGUGCCGGCUCCAUUGUCGCUCAUCUAGCCUUGCAGCGUGCUAUUGACCUCAACCUGCACAGGGCAUGGAAAAGUCCUGAUGAAGGCACAAACCUAACAAACGAAUUGCGUAAACGUACGUUCUGGACAAUUCUCAUGGUUGUUGUCGCCAUCACCGGCCGACGUGGCUUGCCAAUCCCCAUUUCUGUCGAAGAGUUUGACGUUGGCUUGCCAGAGCCAAUCGCUGAUGAGCUGCUAACUGAAGAUGGUGUUGAUACUUCGCGCACAUUACCAUGCCCCUAUGAGGCAGGCAUUGCUGGCAUCAAAAUUACCACAAUCUUCAUGGAGAUUUACUCCAAUAUGUACAGCGUCCGCCGUGACCCCAACAACUACACAAACAUUGUCAAAGCUCUCGAAAAGCAACUCCAUCAAUGGGAAGAAGAGCUACCGGCUGCGCUACGAAAGGUGUCUGGUGAGGAUAUGAAUCUUGCUGCGCUUUACAUGCGGGGCUUUUAUCUGGAGGCACGGCUGUCUCUCCGGCACCCUUCAGUUGCCAUGACCAAGGAUAAAAAGAUGCUUGCCGAUAACACGCGCGUUUGCGAAGAAAUUGGCCGAGAAUUCCUACAGAUUACGAAGCAGAUUGAUAAGAUGAGAUCUUUGGAUACCACUUGGUAUUCAAUGUCGGUCUAUGCCACCUGCAUCUUCUGUAUGCUCGUGGCGCACUGGGAGCGACGGUUCCAGACAACGCCAGAAAAAGUGCAGCAACUUCGAACUGAUAUGGAAGACUGGAUGGGCGUGCUUCGAUCCAUUAGCUAUCUGCUCGGCUCUGGUCCAGGCAUUGCAUCGGAAAUUUAUAAGAUUAUGAACCGAACCAUCAAUUGGAUCGAGCACGAUAUGAAACGAACGGACAAGGUUAAGCGGCCCGCCGCAGAGUCUCCUGUUCCUAUCAUGGUGAAAACGGAAUACCCGCCUGUACAGAGGUCACCUCCGAAAUCCAAUGUUUCACAUCACCGACCUCGGCCACAGCAGCAGGCGCCAAUGCCGCAAGUGCCACCAGUUCAGCAGCUGCAGCUUCAACCACCACAACCACCCCAGCAGCAGCCGCAAUUACACCCAUCGCAGCAUCAUCACCCCCACAUGCAAGCAGCGACACAAACACAGCCUUCACCACCCAUGCAUAAUCAACAGCAUCAGCAUCAACAUCAACAUCAGCAAGGGCCACUUCCACCGCAGAUGCAACAGCAGCAGUCUCACGUAGACCGUGUGUCACCUGAAGCUGGCGGUGUGCAUGGGAGUGCGUCACCCGAGAAUGCCAAUGCGAGCACCUACUACGCCAAUGGUGAUCCGAGUCAGACCAACUAUGUUACCAUGGGCUACAACACCACCGCUGGUCAACAGCAAAUAGUACCAGCGACAUCGACCUAUCAGCCACAGGCACAAAUGUACUACGCGACAACUGCCCAGGUUCCCAAUGGGACCGUACAGGACACCGCGGGCCAGGUUAUUAGCUUUGGCUCUCACCCGUCGGCGAUUACAUCGGCAGAUUUCCUGUGGCAGGCUCGCGGUACUACCUGGCAAGAUUGGACCCAGGCCAUUGCAGAUCCUGAUGAACGGUACAACGCCAAUGCACUCAUUGAUAUUGGUGGCAAUGCACCUCAGUCCCGUCUCAAUGUGGACAACAGCAUGUUGCAAAACGACCCAACGUCGAUGCCUCAGAGCCAUCCGGAGAUGACUGCUACGCACAUGCAACCUUGGCCUAUGGCCAUAUUCGGUCACGGCGGAGCGACCGGCUCGUGA
Molecule: messenger RNA, 2922 nt
Organism: [Torrubiella] hemipterigena
Lineage: Eukaryota; Fungi; Ascomycota; Sordariomycetes; Hypocreales; Clavicipitaceae
Source: the annotation of a GenBank genome assembly